AGCAGGCAGCUCCACAAUCAGCCGCCUGCUACAGACAAGGCAAGGGGGAAAAAAAAUGAGAGCCAGGGCCAACAAGAAGCCUUCGAACCGCGCGGCCGAAUAAAAUGAGAGCGAUCCCGUGAAGCAGAAACAGAGAGACGCGCGGAUCCUCAUUGAGUCACAGGAUUACCGCGGGAGCAACCGGGGCGCAACGACGUCAUGCCCCGAGAAGCCGAGCCGUCGCUCAACGAGAAGGCGUUUGUCCUCCAGGCGUUGCAGCAGAACCUCCGCCUCGACGGCCGCGAGGUGGAUCAGUAUCGACCCAUAAAGCUCACCUUUGGCGACGAGUAUGGCGUGGUGGAUGUCGAGCUGGGCAAAACACGAAUCCUCGCCAAGACCUCAGCCGAGGUGACGGUUCCCUACGCAGACCGACCCUUCGAUGGCAUCUUCAACAUUGUCACGGAGCUGAGCCCGAUGGCGUCGCCCGCCUUCGAGGUGAACCGCCCGACCGAGGCCGAGGUGCUACUGUCGCGCCUGCUCGAGAAGACGGUCCGGCGAUCUGGGGCGCUCGACACCGAGUCCCUCUGCCUCAUCGCCGGCCUGAAGUGCUGGUCCGUCCGCGUCGAUCUGCACGUCCUCUCGCACGACGGCAACCUGGUCGACGCCUCGUGCCUCGCCGUCGUGACAGCGCUGCGCCACUUCCGAAAGCCCGACACUUCGAUCGAAGGCGAAGCGCUGACAGUCUACACCCCCGCCGAGCGCGAGCCCGUGCCCCUGAGCUGGCUUCACUCGCCGUUUUGCGUUACCUUCAGCUUCUUCGGCGAGGCCUCGCAGUCGGCUGGCGGCGACGAAGCCGGGGACCUCUUCGCUGUGGACGCCAACUGGCUCGAAGAGCAGGUCCGCGUGGGCCACUGCACCAUCAGCCUCAACCGCCACGGGGAGAUCUGCCAGAUUUCCAAGCUGGGAGGCGCCGCGGUCGAUGCCGUCGCAUUGCUGCAGUGCAACGCCAUCGCCCUGACGAAGGCCAAGGAGUUCUCCAAGCUGGUGGAUGACAGGCUAGCCGAGGACGCAAAGAAAAGAGACAAGGGAGGCCUUUUGGCGGAGCUCUCGGCUGAAAAUGCCAGGUGAUACAAGCCUGGCACUGGGAGAGAAGGGACAGCAGGCUAGAGCGGAGCGAGGAGGAAAAUAAUGGAAUACAAAGAUACCCAGAAACUCUACAUUGUACUUUUCCAGACAUCACCAUAUCAGGGCCUCUAACGAGCACCAUAUGUGGUUGGUUAGAUCGGAGCUACCGAACACGUUGGUUCGGUGGUGGCGGCUUUGCCCCAAGAUUCCACGUUCUUGGUCUAAACAUAUGAACUCUAAAAGAAAUGAAUAGUAAACCAAUCGCUCUGUA
Molecule: messenger RNA, 1375 nt
Organism: Gaeumannomyces tritici R3-111a-1
Lineage: Eukaryota; Fungi; Ascomycota; Sordariomycetes; Magnaporthales; Magnaporthaceae
Product: exosome complex exonuclease RRP45
Exons: 2
Coding region: 199-1107 (302 amino acids)
Biological process (GO): nuclear polyadenylation-dependent mRNA catabolic process; U1 snRNA 3'-end processing; nuclear polyadenylation-dependent rRNA catabolic process
Cellular component (GO): nuclear exosome (RNase complex); cytoplasmic exosome (RNase complex)
Source: RefSeq, a predicted model, not a curated record